CUCUGCCGAGUCAAUCUCUUCCUCUAUCCUCGAGGUGAGAAAUUCCCCAUCCCCAUUCGAGCAGACCAGGCGCUGCAAGACCUAAUUUUACCUCUGAAUCGAGCUCGCGGCCGGCCGGCCGGCGUCGUGGACUCCAGUCCAGAUCGAUCUCGCUUGCCUCCUCCCCGCAGUCCGCACCUCGCGCAAUGGCCUCCAGAUCGAGCUCCUCUCCUAGGGUUUGAGUCGCCUCACUCAACCAAGCCGCUCUUCCGCUUCACGCCGUAAUCCCACGGGAGCACGCAGAAUCGAAGGAACACGCCCGCGUUGCCGCCGUUGCUCGCCGUUGCUCGCCGCCGCCGGACCCUCCUUCUCUGGCGCGUCCAGUCUCCGAGGUUCACUGGACUCGACGGAGCACGAUGCCGGACAGGAGAGGCGCGACCCUGCUCGAGGACCUGCCCGAGGAGAUCAUCAACAAGAUACUCGUCCUGUUGGGGUCCAAGGACGUCGGCCGCUGUCGGGUUGUGAACACUUCAUGGCGCAGUGCCACAUCCACACCUGAAUUCAUGCUCGAACACCACCGACGCCAGCUGUCGCUCCCCAUUGUGGAUGGUUGUGGAAAGCCUGCCAAUUAUGUCGUCUUCGGCGACGCCGGUGCUGGUGCCUCCAAUCAACAGCUUUGGCCUUUCCUCUCAAGCUCCAAACGCCGUUACUGGAAUCAGCCCAGAGCCGUCUGUGAUGGCUUCCUUAUAAUUUAUUGGGGACACAAAUUCUACAUCUGCAAUCCAGUUACCCGCAAGCAUGCUCUCCUACCACAGCCUCAAGUUGGGCAAGGCAUCCACAGUACCAUUGUCGGUUUCUACCAGCACCAUCCAACUGGAGAAUACAGGGUUCUCUGGGUCUCACGGUCACAAUCACAAUACUCCUCUGAAUCCAGCUUAUAUGUGCUCACAGUGGGAUCUGACAGGCCAAAGUUCAUCAGUGUCAGAAUGCCAACAGUCUCAUCGUCUUCCACACAACAGAAGUUAUUGAACCAGCUGCCCUCUUCAUCUGACUGUUCAUCACCCGUACACCACCGUGGCAGGCUGCACUGGCUUCCUUAUGAUGACAGCCACAUUACAGUAGGCGGUGGAGAUAUUAUUGUGUUCGACACAGAAACAGAGUCAUUCAGGUGGAUGUGCAGUCCCACCCAGCCCUGCCGUUAUAGGAAGUUGUUUGACAUGGAGGGGACGCUAGCUUGGUGUGGCGGCUCGGUUUCCAAGUCCACUUCUAUGGAUGUCUGGGUGAUGCAGGAUUACAAGGCUGAAAUCUGGGCUUUUAAGUACCGGAUUGACGUGUCAACGGUGGAGGCAUCAAGACAACUUUAUUUAACUUCUUUCAGAAAGAAAAAGAGUAGACCACUCGAAUCUGCGGUGCAAUUGUUUAAUGAUAUGUCUGUGCUAAAUGAGCGUGAGCUGCUGAUCAGGUUUAACCACAAACAUGUGUUGCGCUGUGAUAUUGAUGGCAAGUUCUUAGGUAUUGUGAACAUUGGAAAGCGUCAGUAUCGCAUGUGUCUUACCCACCACUGCCUCAAAGAGAGCGUUGUUCCAAUUCCAGGCCAUGAGAUGCAAACAGAUGAGGAGGCUCCAUUCUUCACAUAGCAUGUCUGAGUGAUCAUGACUCAUGGUUUGCUUUGCUUAGAUUCAGAUCAUGUACUAGCAGACCAGCAGUAGAACAUGCCAUUUUGGAUGGUUGCAGUAGCACCUAUGACGUCAUCAUUUGGUUCGUACGAUGAUGUGCUGAAUAUCCUGUUAAUGUUCUGAAGUAUCAAAUAUCGAUCUAUGAUAUUAGAACUUUAUAUUA
Molecule: messenger RNA, 1818 nt
Organism: Triticum aestivum (bread wheat)
Lineage: Eukaryota; Viridiplantae; Streptophyta; Magnoliopsida; Poales; Poaceae
Exons: 3
Coding region: 396-1616 (406 amino acids)
Molecular function (GO): protein binding
Source: RefSeq, a predicted model, not a curated record